Rosa rugosa (rugosa rose) is the source of this 1643-nucleotide messenger RNA. RefSeq lists its product as uncharacterized. The record is from RefSeq and is a predicted model, not a curated record. Gene Ontology annotation, molecular function: zinc ion binding; ubiquitin-protein transferase activity. Gene Ontology annotation, biological process: protein ubiquitination. Bases 357 to 1148 code for a protein of 263 amino acids. Lineage: Eukaryota; Viridiplantae; Streptophyta; Magnoliopsida; Rosales; Rosaceae. The transcript is spliced from 10 exons. Gene Ontology annotation, cellular component: membrane.
GAAUGGAAGAGGAAUAGUUGGAGUUGGAGGACGUGGUGGCAUGAUGUUGUGUUUUGCGGUUAGAGAUUCUUUCUCUCUCUCUUGCAUGCAGCAUGCUGGGUUUAUUCUCCAUCCCAUAAAAAAAAUUAACAAAAAAGCUUGGUUUCUUUCUAAUAGGUUCUUCGUAACAAUUCUACAGCGAUCGACUACACUCGAUCUCUUGCUUCGUUUCAAGAAACUCAAGCUACAAAGCAAAAGAUUGCAGCUUUCUUCAAUUGCAGAGAAUCCCAUUUCCAUUGCCCUCAAGCAAAAAGUGUUUGUUUCCCAAAUGGUUCAAUUCUGUACGGAUGCUUGCGUUGUUUGGACUGUGUUAGAGGAUGGGGGAUCAUUUUGUGUUGUUGGUGGAUCGAUUGAUCACUGAAGCUUCCCUUGAAGAUGCUAUAGAGAGCAAAUAUCUGUUGCAGCACCCAACACAGACAGCUAGCCACAAUAAUAUGGAUUCUUCCCAUAAAAUAGACGUGAAUACCCAGUCAUCUGCUAGAAAAUUUGUAGAAUGUAGGAUUUGCCACGAUGAGGAUGAUGACUCAAACAUGGAAGCACCAUGUUCUUGCUGUGGUAGCUUGAAGUAUGCUCACCGUAAGUGUGUUCAGAGGUGGUGCAACGAGAAGGGUGAUACAAUAUGUGAGAUUUGCCGCCAGCAAUUCAAGCCAGAUUAUACUGCACCACCUCCUCUAUUUCAUUACGGUGGUAUUCCAAUGAACUUCCGGGGGAAUUGGGAGAUUUCUAGAAGAGACUUGCAGAAUCCGGGAUUCCUAGCAAUGGUUACUACUGAUCUUGAGUACAUGAAUAACGACUUUGAUGAUGAAUAUUCAGCUCCCUCUUCGAGAAGCUUGCUAUGCUGCCGUAUAGUUGCUAUAACUUUUAUGGUUCUUCUGGUUUUACGCCAUAUGCUUCCAGUCAUAAUUAGUGGAGCUGGAGAGUACACAUUGACACUGUUCACAUUAAUGAUGUUGAGAACAAUUGGGAUUCUUUUUCCAAUUUAUAUCUUGGUUAGAGCAUUCACUGCUAUCCAACGUCGACGACAACAACAGGAUUCUCGAAUUUCUCUUGGCGCAUCAGAUGAAGAAAAUGACUUGGCAUAUCCGUCACGUUUUAUUCAAAUUCAAUAGCUGAUCUUUCACCUUCUUCCCUGGAGGCUGAAAAGAUCUCAACAAUCAUGACCUGCAAUAUAAGGAUGCAGAUGAAAACAGUGGAUGAAGAUACAUAUUGCCGUUGUUAUUUUGGGACAAUGUGCUAGAAGCAUCAAUCAUGAGCAAAUCCUUUGGUUAUGAUUACUGCAUAUGGCAUACAGCAGUAUAUAAAGAUGUAUAUACAACUACAAAUUGGAUAUAAUGAAAGAAAAAAUUAUGACUACAAAUUGGAUAGAAUCAGUAAAUCAUAUGAAGCAGCGAAUUGUGAUUUAAUGAAAUGGCUAAUGUAUUCCUGGCCAUUUCAAAAUGUAAUCCCUUCUUUUGUUACCUGACAACAUGGGGUGUUAGCUCUCCUUCCAGCUAAGGAGGUUAUAAUAUGUGGUGCUGGGAGUGCUCCUUAGAUCAUAGAAGUAAUGUUGUGGAGGCCUGAGGAGAGGAUGUGGUGGUAACCCCCGCAGCUUCCCCCGCAUCUUC